AUGUUGGUGGUCACUGAGGUUUGGCCCCACCCUCAGGCCUUCUCCCUCCUGAUACCUGUGAGAAGGUGCAGUCCCCAAGCGCUGACAAUGGUGAUUGCUGGUAACCUGGCCUCAGCCCGGUACCUGCGAAAGAUGUGGGCCACUCCCCACCCGAGUUCCCAAGUGCUGACAAUAGCGACCACCAGUAGUCUGGCCUCAGCUCUCCCCCAGCUUCUCACCACUGCACCCCGCGCCCCUUCUAGGGACCCCAAGCCUGAGAGGAGAGCACAUGGGUGCUUUUCUCCGGCACCUCCACACUCUCUAUGUGGGAGCCUGAGACAGGCUUCUCGCCACCGCACCCGAGCCCCCCCUAGGGACCCCAAGCCCGAGCGGAGAGCACAUGGGGGCAAUGUACUUAUCAGCUGCCAGCCUCCUGGAAGGAGGAAUAUAUUGGGAACGGUGCCUGCACGAGCUCCAACAAGCCCUGGUGAUGUCAGCCCCAAACCAGUGUGCCUAAAGUUUGUCCCGACCUGUUCUGCCAACGGCCCAGAAGUCCGGCAGGAUCACCCCCUCAGCGGCCAGGCAACCCCAAACAGCUGGGGCAAGCAUCAGGGGGUGGCCCUGACUUCGGGAACGAGACCGUCCCAGAAUCCGGACGGGGGCUCCCGGCGGGGCAAAAAGGGGCGAGGGAGGCCCCGGCUAGGACCAGAGUCAGGAGGUGGGGACGCCUCUGGGUCGCGAGGCUCAGAAAACCGGCGGCCGAGCAUCCCCUCUCUUUGCGGGCCCCUCGCCUCGCCUCGCCUCGCCUCGGCACGGUCCCCUCGGCACCCCGACCGCCCCUGCUCCCCGCCUCGCCGUCUCGGGGACCGCACGGGCUCCCGCGUUCCCGCGCCGCCCGUCGAGUCGCGGGGAGGGAGUCCGCGAGAGCCCGGGACGGGGACGGGACGGGGCCUGGGACGAGGACGGGGACUGGGACGGGGACGGGGACCGGGAAGGGGACGCGGACGGGGACGGGACGGGGCAGGGCGCGGGGUCCGCCUCUGUGCGGGCGGGCGGGCGGGCGGGGCGGGCGCGGGGCGGGCCCAGACGCAGCCGGUGCCCGCGGGACGGCCCGAGGCGCCCGACCGAGGCAGGAUGCGCGGCCGGCCGCUGCUCGCGCUCCCGCUGCUGCCCCUGCUCCCGCUCCUGCUCCCGCUCGGGGGGCCGCUGCCCGCUGCCCCGGCCCCCGCGGCCGGCUGCCCGGGCGCCCCGCUGCCCCACCGCGCGCUCCUCGACGCCGCGGGCCAGUACUGGCUGCGCUGGGGGCCGCGCGGCGCCCGCCUGGCCUUCCGCCUCGAGGCGCGCACGGCCGGCUACGUGGGCCUCGGCUUCUCGCCCUCCGGCUCCAUGGCCGCGGCCGACCUCGUCCUGGGCGGGGUGGCCCACGGCCGCCCCUACCUGCAGGAUUAUUUUACAAAUAAAAACAGAGAAUUGAAAAAAGAUACUCAACAAGACUACCACCUAGAAUGUGCCAUGGAAAAUGGUACACAUACAAUAAUUGAAUUCACCAGAGAACUGCAUACAUGUGACAUAAAUGACAGGAGUAUAACGGAUAGUACUGUUAGAGUGAUUUGGGCUUACCACCAGGAAGAUGUGGGAGGAGCUGGUCCUAAGUACCAUGGUUCUAAUCGUGGCACCAAGAGUAUGCGGCUAUUGAAUCCUGAGAAAACCAACAUAUUGUCUACAACCACAUCAUAUUUUGAUCUGGUAAAUCAGAACGUCCUUAUUCCAAACAAAGGUACGACUUAUUGGUGCCAAAUGUUUAAGAUUCCUGUGUUCCAGGAAAAACAUCACGUAAUAAAGGUUGAGCCAGUGAUACAGAGAGGCCACGAGAGUGUGGUCCAUCACAUCUUGCUCUAUCAAUGCAACAGCAACUUCAAUGACAGUGUCCUGGACUAUGGCCAUGAAUGCUACCACCCUAACAUGCCUGAUGCAUUCCUAACAUGCGAGACUGUUAUCUUUGCCUGGGCCAUUGGUGGAGAGGGUUUUUCAUAUCCACCUCAUGUUGGAUUAUCUCUUGGAACUCCAUUAGAUCCUCAUUACGUGCUCCUUGAAGUCCAUUAUGACAAUCCGACAAAUAAGGAAGGUUUAAUAGAUAGUUCUGGACUGAGAUUAUUUCAUACUACGGAUGUAAGGAAUUAUGAUGCUGGGGUGAUUGAGGCUGGCCUUUGGGUUAGCCUCUUUCAUACCAUUCCUCCAGGGAUGCCUGAAUUCUUGUCUGAAGGUCACUGCACCCUGGAAUGCCUGGAUGAGGCACUGGAGGCUGAAAAGCCAAGUGGGAUCCACGUAUUUGCCGUCCUUCUCCAUGCUCACCUGGCUGGCAGAGGAAUCAAGCUGCGUCACUUUCGCAAAGGAGAGGAAAUGAGCCUACUUGCUUAUGAUGAUGACUUUGACUUCAAUUUCCAGGAGUUUCAGUAUCUAAAGGAAGAAAAAACGAUCUUACCAGGAGAUAAUCUGAUUACCGAAUGUCGUUAUAACACUAAAGAUAGAACCCGGAUGACAUGGGGGGGACUGAGUACCAGGAAUGAAAUGUGUCUUUCAUAUCUUCUUUAUUACCCAAGAAUUAAUCUUACUCGAUGUGCCAGUAUUCCAGACAUUAUGGAACAACUUCAGUUUAUUGGUGUUAAGGAGAUCUACAGGCCAGUCACGACCUGGCCUUUCAUUAUCAAAAGUCCCAAGCAGUAUAGAAACCUAACUUUCACGGAUGCAAUGAAUAAAUUUAAAUGGACUAAGAAAGAAGGUGUUGUCUUCAAUAAACUUGUCCUCAACCUGCCUGUGAAUGUGAGAUGCUCCAAAACUGAUAAUGCAGAGUGGUCGAUCCAGGGGAUGAUAGCAUCCCCCCCAGAUAUUGAAAGACCCUACAAAGCAGAACCUUUGGUGUGUGCAAUCCCUUCGCCCUCUCUGACAUACAGGCACAACUCUCUCUUGCUAUUUGUGUGCCUGCUGGGGUUCAGCAUGUGCCCCUGGUCCUGAAUUCUGCCAUCCUUGGUGACAAUGUGUUUCAACAUCCAAGACUGCAACUUCAUGUGCAAGUUAAAAACACUUUGGUUUUGAAGUCUGGGCAUGAAGAUCCUCUUCCUUUCAAGCACGUUUUGUCUUCCUGGAUCCACUAUUCCAGUGCCCAGGAGAGAAGUUAUUCUGGUUUUCCUUUUGUCCUCAGAAAUCUCUGAUUUCAACCACAUGCUAAAAGCUAUUAGGCAAAACUAGCUUGGUUGGAUAAAAUAUAUUUUUUUAAUGUUGGGAAAAAUUAUGGUGAAAAGACAUUAAAGGAAUAGUUUACUUCCUUCUGCAGAAUUUUUAAAUGAAAUGGACAUUGUUGUUCUUUUGUCUUUUUAUUUGGGUUCAUACUCCUUUCAAAAAUGAGUUACAUUAAAAUAAAAGGAAGCAUACUCCACGA
Molecule: messenger RNA, 3415 nt
Organism: Suncus etruscus (white-toothed pygmy shrew)
Lineage: Eukaryota; Metazoa; Chordata; Mammalia; Eulipotyphla; Soricidae
Gene: MOXD1
Product: monooxygenase DBH like 1
Exons: 15
Coding region: 1-2991 (996 amino acids)
Biological process (GO): norepinephrine biosynthetic process; octopamine biosynthetic process; dopamine catabolic process
Cellular component (GO): secretory granule membrane
Molecular function (GO): copper ion binding; dopamine beta-monooxygenase activity
Source: RefSeq, a predicted model, not a curated record